AUGGAAUUCCAUUUUCAUUCACCAUACUCUGAGCAUAUUCUUAACUAUAACACAGAUGAUAACUGCACAAUAGAAAACCAAGGUGUGCAGUACACAGUAAGCAUGCCAUAUGCAGUAAUGGCAUUUUUCAAAAUUUAUGAUUCUUAUCAAAUGGAAAAGACAUGCCGAUCAUUCGAAAUUAAUUGCAAUCUGGAAACAGAUGAAACUAAGCUAUUACUUGAAUCAUUGCUUACAAAAGGAUCAAUAUUUGUUAAAGAUGUCACUCUCGAACUCCUUUCAUCUAUCACUAAUAUUGCAGUUGAACUUAAUUUUCCAAUGUUAAAAGAUUACCAAAGAAAAUUAUCAAGCAAUAUUUGA
Trichomonas vaginalis G3 is the source of this 357-nucleotide messenger RNA. RefSeq lists its product as uncharacterized. The record is from RefSeq and is a predicted model, not a curated record. NCBI's taxonomy places the organism in Eukaryota, Parabasalia, Trichomonadida, Trichomonadidae. Bases 1 to 357 code for a protein of 118 amino acids. The transcript has a single exon.